Molecule: messenger RNA, 1958 nt
Organism: Phacochoerus africanus (Common warthog)
Lineage: Eukaryota; Metazoa; Chordata; Mammalia; Artiodactyla; Suidae
Gene: TRAF6
Product: TNF receptor associated factor 6
Exons: 7
Coding region: 252-1877 (541 amino acids)
Biological process (GO): regulation of canonical NF-kappaB signal transduction; regulation of apoptotic process; interleukin-1-mediated signaling pathway
Cellular component (GO): plasma membrane signaling receptor complex
Molecular function (GO): ubiquitin protein ligase activity; tumor necrosis factor receptor binding; zinc ion binding
Source: RefSeq, a predicted model, not a curated record
GCCCCUCGCUCCCUGGGGCAAGCAGAGAAGGCGGAAGUGGGAACGUCCACUGCUGGGUCUCGGUCUCCGGUAGGACGAGGGAACUCGGCGGCGGCGGCGGCGGCUUUACGCUCAAGAGAUUGGCAUCCCUGCCGGCUUGGCUCGGAGCAAGGUGACCGUACUCUCCUGGCGCCUUGGCUGAGCGGGGCCGUGCGGCCGGGUGGAGUCGGCGGCCCAGCAGACCGGAGGGAACAAUUGACAAUCACGUUACUAUGAGUCUGCUACAUUGUGAAAACAGCUGUGGAUCCAGCCAGUCUGAGAGCGACUGCUGUGCUGCCAUGGCUGCCAGCUCCUGUGGUGCUGCAGCGAAAGAUGACGGUGUGAGUGGAACUGCCAGCACAGGGAAUCUCUCCAGCUCUUUUAUGGAAGAGAUCCAGGGAUAUGAUGUGGAGUUUGACCCACCCCUGGAAAGCAAAUAUGAGUGCCCCAUCUGCUUGAUGGCAUUACGGGAAGCAGUGCAGACCCCCUGUGGUCAUAGGUUCUGCAAAGCCUGCAUCAUCAAGUCAAUAAGGGAUGCAGGUCACAAAUGUCCAGUUGACAAUGAAAUACUUCUAGAAAAUCAACUAUUCCCUGACAAUUUUGCAAAACGAGAGAUUCUUUCUCUGACGGUGAAGUGUCCAAAUGUAGGUUGUUUGCACAAGAUGGAACUGAGGCAUCUUGAGGAUCAUCAAGCACAUUGUGAAUUUGCUCUUAUGAAUUGUCCUCAGUGCCAGCGUCCCUUCCAAAAAUGCCAACUUAAUAUUCACAUUCUCAAGGAGUGUCCGAGGAGACAGGUUUCUUGUGUAAACUGUGCUGUAUCUAUGGCAUUUGAAGAUAAAGAGAUUCAUGACCAGAACUGUCCUUUGGCAAAUGUCAUCUGUGAAUACUGCAAUACGGUGCUCAUCAGAGAACAGAUGCCCAAUCAUUAUGACCUGGACUGUCCUACAGCCCCAGUUCCAUGCACAUUCAGUACUUUUGGCUGCCAUGAGAAGAUGCAGAGGAAUCACUUGGCACGCCACCUGCAAGAGAAUACCCAGUCGCACAUGAGAAUGAUGGCCCAGGCUCUUCAGGGUUUAAGCCUCGCAGUAGCUCCUGUACCUCAGCGUGAUAUGCUUCCCUAUGAUUCUUCCCCUUUGUCUCGGAUUUCCUCUGGCUGUUGCUCAGACCAGAAUUUCCAGGAAACCAUUCAGCAGUUAGAAGGUCGCCUUGUAAGACAGGACCAUCAAAUCCGGGAGCUAACUGCGAAAAUGGAAACUCAGAGCAUGUACGUAAGUGAGCUCAAACGAACUAUUCGAAGCCUUGAGGACAAAGUUGCAGAAAUAGAGGCACAGCAGUGCAAUGGGAUUUACAUCUGGAAGAUUGGCAACUUUGGGAUGCACUUGAAAUCUCAAGAGGAGGAGAAACCUGUUGUCAUUCACAGUCCUGGAUUCUACACAGGCAAACCUGGCUACAAACUGUGCAUGCGUCUACACCUGCAGCUGCCCACGGCGCAGCGCUGUGCCAACUACAUAUCCCUCUUUGUCCACACCAUGCAAGGAGAGUAUGACAGCCACCUCCCUUGGCCCUUCCAGGGAACGAUACGCCUUACAAUCCUCGACCAGUCUGAAGCGCCUAUCAGGCAAAACCAUGAAGAGAUAAUGGAUGCCAAACCAGAGCUGCUUGCCUUCCAGAGACCCACAAUUCCACGGAACCCCAAAGGUUUUGGCUAUGUGACUUUUAUGCAUCUGGACGCCCUAAGACAGAGAACCUUCAUCAAGGAUGACACUCUAUUAGUACGCUGUGAGGUCUCCACCCGCUUCGACAUGGGUAGUCUUCGGAGGGAGGGUUUUCAGCCACGAAGUACGGACUCGGGGACAUAGCAUCCCCGCCUUGUUUUAAAAAAAAAAAAAAACUUAUCUGGGAGUUCCUGUUGUGGCUCGGUGGUAGCAAACCCAACUAGU